Zophobas morio is the source of this 2379-nucleotide messenger RNA. RefSeq names its product 1-phosphatidylinositol 4,5-bisphosphate phosphodiesterase gamma-1-like. The transcript is spliced from 23 exons. Lineage: Eukaryota; Metazoa; Arthropoda; Insecta; Coleoptera; Tenebrionidae. The coding region runs from base 66 to 2297 and encodes 743 amino acids. The record is from RefSeq and is a predicted model, not a curated record. Gene Ontology annotation, molecular function: phosphatidylinositol-4,5-bisphosphate phospholipase C activity; protein binding. Gene Ontology annotation, biological process: release of sequestered calcium ion into cytosol; phosphatidylinositol-mediated signaling; lipid metabolic process.
UAAACGAUGUAUUUGGACGUAUUUAUAAAGAAGGGGAACUUUCUCUCUUUGAUGCAGCUACUGCAAUGUAUGAAAAGUUCUACUGCGUGUUAACCAAAACAGAAUUUAUUAUUAUCCAACUUGAACGUGAUGACAACCAAGAAGACAGUGAAAGUAUUUAUACCCAUGAACGUAACGAAGAACAUUUUACGCAAUGUUGGUAUCAUCCCAACGUGGAUCGCCAAGAGGCUUCUACUCUUGCAGAGGCAAGAGGUGUGUGUGGUGCCUUCUUGGUAAGACCGCGUGAUUGCCAGGGCGAGCCCUAUGCACUGACGUAUUGGGACCGCUUUACCAAACAUUUAAAAAUAUAUUAUGAUGUUAACAAAAAGGUGUAUUUUAUAGCCGAAAAAGAAAAAUUUAGUUCAGUUAUUGAGUUGAUAGCAUACUAUCAGGAUAACAACAUAUUCGCUGAGGAUGCUCAAACUUGCAGGCUUUCAAUACCAAUUGUUUGUAACCCUUUUAAAAAUGUAAUAUUUGAAGAAAAUUCACCAUCUGGUUGGUUUUUAGAAUCAUCUGAACUUGGAAAAAUCCUCAAUCAGAGCCGGUUGGAUGGAAGUUUUUUAGUCAGCUAUGAUCAACUAACGGAACAUUUUACAUUAUCUUUUAGAAGCGGAAAGGAAAUUAAACGCUGUCGACUAGCUAUUGAAGGCCGGAUGGUCCACGUGGAAAAAAGUUUUCAAAAGUUUGAAACUCUGGAAGCCCUUUUGUGCUUCUAUAAAGAGCAUUCCAUAUAUAACCGUACCAAGUUAUGUCACCUUCUUACAGAAGAGGAGAUCGCUCGACAACAACUACCUAACAGCAAUCUUUACUUAUCUGUUUACCCCCAAUUGCAAAAUGAAACAAAUGAAACUCAAAACUUUAAUAAUCACGUGGCCAUCUUUCAUUAUGAACCGCAAGGACCAGACGAAUUACGGCUUAUUAAGGAUGUCCCCGUCGCUGUGGUGAAAAAGAAUACCAAUGGCAUGUGGGAAGGGCGCCAGUUGGGACAAACAGGGCUCUUCCCAAGUUACUGCGUCGACCUUCUCGAUACUGAAGCUUUGCAGAUCCCGGAACUGUCCAGAGAGCGACGGUUUGUCUUUUCCUUAGAAAGUUUGAAAUCUGUUGAAAAAAUUAGCGCCUAUGAACUUCAGCUCUCUUUUUCUAAUCCGAAAUUAGAGGUUUUUCUUUCUACUCGGUUUGUUCUAGCAAGCACCCGUAACAGAAAAUUGCUGGCAAACGAUUGGUUGGAAGCAUUUUCGACCAUUCAUGCUCGGAAACCUUCAGAACUGGUUCCAAGGGAAGAGCACAACGCGUUAUCCUCGUCGCUGGAAAAACUUAUGGGCUCCUCAAGGCUACUCUCCACCGACAAAAUUUUGGACGUUCAGCAUUUUGACACUAUUCUGCUUCCCGAACACAAGGCUGUUAGAAGCAUCCACUUGGACCCCGAAGAACUUGUCUCUUAUAAUAUAGAUCGCACGGUGUACGUUUAUCCUUCAGCGUUGCGUAUCAACUAUUCAAACUUUAAUCCCGUUCCGUUUUGGAAUUGUGGGAUUCAGUAUGUUGCUAUGAAUUAUCAUCUUUCCGAUACUUUUAUGCAACUCUACAGAGGAAAGUUUCGCGAUAAUGGGAAUUGCGGUUACGUGCUGAAACCGCAUUUCAUGCGAAACCGCUGCCCUCCGAAACUGCUACGAUCCAAUAAACUUGGCGAACCCUCGCAGCUUCCCCAACCUUUUAUCUUAGAAAUUGAGUUUUUGUAUGAAAACCACGUGGUGAACGAGCGAUUUGAUUGUCUCAAAAAGUUUAUUCAAGUGGAAGUUUUUGGGCCCGCCGGAAUAAAUCAUAAGAAAACUAUUGAUAUCUACAGGGAUGUACUACACCAUAGCCCUCUAUUUGCCCCCUGCAAAAUAUCUUUUAAGGUAAUUGCUCCCGAAUCCACAAUAUUAAGACUCUCUGUUUAUUCGAUUAAUUCCUUUGGCGGGGCCACAUUUAUAGGCCAGUCGUCCUUGCCGCUAACCUGCAUUAGUAAAGGAUACAGGUCUGUUCGAUUGGCGGACGCCUAUGGACGCAUGCUUCUAGUUUCGUGCUUACUGGUGAAAAUAGUCAUUAAAAUGUUGCCUCACUCUCACCGGAGCGCUAAUAUCAGCGCAGAUAAAGACUUUCUAGUUCCUGACGAAUUCGAUCCGGAAAAAAGACAGCUCUUAAGAAAAGCGAAGGAAGUCAAGAAGAAGUGCAACACCAGCCUGCCCUCGCGCCCUUCACUGGUCAUCUCUUCGAACUGAAGACCACAUUUACCCCGCAGAACUGUGACCACUGCAAAAAAAUAAUCUGGACAAAGUCUAAGCAUCUCAGUUGUUACAAGUG